Messenger RNA from Dicentrarchus labrax (European seabass), 1618 nucleotides. Its product is annotated as C-reactive protein. The coding region runs from base 115 to 792 and encodes 225 amino acids. Lineage: Eukaryota; Metazoa; Chordata; Actinopteri; Moronidae. The transcript is spliced from 5 exons. The record is from RefSeq and is a predicted model, not a curated record.
AAGAAGAAGAAGAAGUAAAGGGAGGUAAUACAUGAACAGAAAUGGGGAAGCAGUGAGUACAAAACUCACAGUCCUAAUCACUACUGCACACAAAAUCCAGACACAGAUCUCAAGAUGAAGUUUUUGCUGCUGGUGGUGAUGCUGAAAGCAUGUGCUGCAAGUCCUCAAGAUCUGUCAGGUAAAAUGUUCACCUUCCCACAAGAAACCAACAGAGCUCAUGUGAGGAUGAAUAUAUCGAAUCGGGAUUUGGCUGCUGCAACUGUCUGUCACAGAUCCUUUACAGACCUCAAAAGAGACCACGUCCUUUUCUCUUUGGCCACACCCUCUAAAACCAAUGCUUUUCUGCUUUUCUGGGAUGAAACAAAUAAAGAAAUGGAGCCACAUAUCCUGGAUAGAAAGUCAGAAUAUCGAGGGCAGGACUACAAGCCGAACAUGUGGCACUCUGUUUGUACCACAUGGGACUCUACGACUGGACUGGUGCAGCUGUGGUUUGAUGGACAACCUUCAAUUAGGAAAUUCAUCAGCUCUGGAACAAACAUCAGAUCGUCCAAUAUGAUAACUAUAUUAGGACAGGAGCAGGAUGCACAUGGUGCGGGGUUUGACCUUAAACAGUCUUUUGUUGGCAUGAUGUCUGAUGUCCACAUGUGGGACUACAUCCUUUCACCCUGUGAGAUCCACAACUACAUGGAUGAUCUACAGUUCACUCCAGGGAAUGUGCUCAACUGGAGGGCGCUGGAGUUCCAGAUUGUAGACAGAGUGCUGAUAGAAGAUAAACUACAUAUCUGUAACUAAACAUUUCACACAAUACCAUAUAUACUUUAGAAGUACAAAAUCAUACUUUCUGUGCUUUUAUGUAUAUAAGUUACCAAUGACAGCCAUUUAUGUUAAAUCAUCAUUUAGGAUAGGUUUUGAUUUUUUUUUAAUACAGUAAUGACAUGAUAGAGUUAUUUUGGUCACUCUGAUCAUUUUACCUGUCCAUACCAUGAAAUGACUCCUCCCUAACAUGACUCUGGUGUAGAAAAGGGGGUACAAAAUCCAUAGUCCUCCUCCUGUUCAAAGUUCAGCUAAAGGUAAUAGUGAGUUACCCAAAUCAGGUUUGUUUUAACACCAUAAUUUUCAAUAAAGUCAUUCUAUGGUGGUACUUCACAGCCAGUAUGGAGAGGAGGAAUGAUUAUGGUGACCCAUGACUCUCUCAAUGUACAUGUAUACAUUGUAAUGGCUCAAUGUGUUGUGUGUACAGCAUGCAUGCAGUAAAAAUAGAGUGAAUAUUAAGUUUACUGUGUUGUUGAACAGCCACAGACAGGCAGUCAAACAUGCCAUGACAACAUGAUACAAAUUCCCAGUUGGCAAGGUAGUAGACCUACCACAUGGUCUUGGUUUUCUGCAUGGUCCAAUCCUACUGUCUAGAUUGUUUUUUAAUGUUAGUCAUAACGACUGUAUGGGGCAAUAAUUAUUAUUAAUUCGGGCUGUCAAUCUGUAAGGUUGUUUUCAAGGUCAUCUGCCCCCUACUGGGCAAAAAUGAUAAAUGCCGCUUUAACUGGGUUUUGAUUUUCUAUCAAUUGUACUCAUCUUGGCACUGUUCUAUUUGUUUUUUGAAAUAAACAAUAUCUUCACUCAA